Messenger RNA from Pediculus humanus corporis (human body louse), 912 nucleotides. Its product is annotated as UDP-galactose translocator, putative. Bases 1 to 912 code for a protein of 303 amino acids. Gene Ontology annotation, molecular function: UDP-galactose transmembrane transporter activity. NCBI's taxonomy places the organism in Eukaryota, Metazoa, Arthropoda, Insecta, Psocodea, Pediculidae. The transcript is spliced from 2 exons. Gene Ontology annotation, cellular component: Golgi membrane. Gene Ontology annotation, biological process: pyrimidine nucleotide-sugar transmembrane transport. The record is from RefSeq and is a predicted model, not a curated record.
AUGAAAUAUGUUAGUUUAGUUGUUCUUACUAUACAAAAUGCAAUGUUAGGAUUAAGUAUGAGAUAUGCAAGGACUAAACCGGGUGACAUGUUUCUAUCAUCAACCGCAGUGCUUAUGAGUGAAAUUGUUAAAUUAAUCAUUUGUGUUUUUGUCGUAUAUACGGAAGAAAAUUACAAUGUUAGAGGAGCCAUAAAUAAAUUGUAUCUUUACAUAGUUAAACAGCCUUACGAUACUAUGUUGAUGGGAGUGCCUUCUUUAUUAUACGUAAUACAAAACAAUUUAUUGUACUUGUCAGCCUCGAACUUAGAUGCGGCUACGUAUCAAGUGACAUACCAAUUAAAAAUUUUGACGACUGCAAUUUUUUCUGUUUUAAUUCUGAAAAGAAAAUUAUUAGUUACUCAAUGGAUCUCAUUAUUGGUAUUGGUUUUUGGAGUAGUUUGCGUUCAAAUGGCUGAUACUCAACCCUCAAAAAUAACGACACUGCCAGUUGAACAAAACCGCUUUUUGGGAUUUGCAGCAGCAUUAGGUGCUUGCUGUUUGUCUGGUUAUGCAGGGAUUUUUUUUGAAAAAAAAUUAAAAAGCUCAGAUAUAUCUGUAUGGAUAAGAAAUGUUCAAUUAAGUUUUUUAUCCAUACCUCUUGGAUUAUUCACAACAUUCGUAUCAGAUUAUUCCGCAUUGAGAAAAAAUGGGUUUUUUUUCGGGUAUGAUGGAUUCGUUAUUUAUGUGAUAAUUUUACAAGCUGUCGGUGGUUUUGCUACUUCACUUGCAAUUAUAAUUUCAUGCAUUGCUUCUAUUUACCUCUUCAAUUUUGUACUGAGUGUUCAAUUUAUUAUAGGAGUAACUUUAGUUAUAUCAUCAGUUUAUGGUUACAAUUAUAGACCAAUUGAAAAUCCUGCAAAACUACCAACAUAA